AUGGCGAACGUCCUCGACGACAUCUCUCACCGUCGCUAUAACCCUCUGCGGGGUUCCCACAUUCUUGUGUCCCCGCACCGAACCAAGCGCCCCUGGCAAGGCCAACAAGAAAGCCCAUCAAAGACCACUCUCCCGUCCCACGACCCCGAGUGCUACCUCUGCCCGGGUAACAAGCGCGCUCAGGGAGACGUCAACCCCAAGUACGAGAGCACUUUCGUGUUCGUGAAUGACUACAGUGCUGUGAAGGAAGAACAAGCCGCAUACGAAGGCGCAAGCGGCGACGACCUUGAAGCACGCUUCCUCAACGCCGAGCCUGUCACCGGAAAGUGCUACGUUCUGACCUUUUCAUCUGCGCACAAUCUUACUCUCGCCGAUCUGUCCCCUACCGAGAUCGUGCCGGUGAUCAAUGCCUGGACCGAGAUUUAUACAGCCCACCUAUCACCGAAGUCUCCGCUGGCAGUCAAUGCGCCCCCGACCCACGUGCAGCCCUCUGGUCACAGUGCUAGCGUGACCAAGCCUAAGGAGCAAUAUCGGUACAUGCAGAUCUUUGAGAACAAGGGCGCCGCUAUGGGCUGCUCCAACCCCCAUCCUCACGGCCAGGUCUGGACCACCAGCACUCUCCCUGAGGAACCAGCUGCGGAGCUCGAGCAGCUCCGCCGUUAUCGUCAGGAGCACAACGGCAGCCACAUGUUGGAGGACUACGCGGCGCUGGAAAGCCGCAAGCAGGAGCGUGUUGUCUUUGAGAACGAGAGCUUCAUUGUUGUCUGUCCCUGGUGGGCCACUUGGCCCUUUGAGACCAUGAUCGUUAGUCGCACACACAAGCGCGCGCUCGUCGAUCUCUCCGAUGCGGACAAGGUUCUUCUGGCCGAGGCCAUUGCGGAAAUCACUCGACGAUAUGACAACCUCUUCGAGACUCACUUCCCUUACUCCAUGGGUAUCCACCAGGCUCCUCUCGACGGCACGGACGAGGAGGUCGAGGCCUCGUAUCUGCAUCUGCACUUCUACCCUCCUCUGCUGCGCAGCGCGACCGUCCGCAAGUUCCUGGUUGGUUAUGAAUUGAUGGCUGAGCCCCAGCGUGACAUUACCCCCGAGCAGGCUGCGGCCCGGCUCCGUGGCUGCGGUGGUGAGCUUUACCGCAAGAAGUUGGAGUAA
Messenger RNA from Penicillium diatomitis, 1152 nucleotides. Its product is annotated as UDP-glucose:hexose-1-phosphate uridylyltransferase. Bases 1 to 1152 code for a protein of 383 amino acids. Gene Ontology annotation, cellular component: cytoplasm. The transcript is spliced from 3 exons. Gene Ontology annotation, molecular function: zinc ion binding; UDP-glucose:hexose-1-phosphate uridylyltransferase activity. Lineage: Eukaryota; Fungi; Ascomycota; Eurotiomycetes; Eurotiales; Aspergillaceae. The record is from RefSeq and is a predicted model, not a curated record. Gene Ontology annotation, biological process: beta-D-galactose catabolic process via UDP-galactose, Leloir pathway.